Messenger RNA from Diospyros lotus (date-plum), 2161 nucleotides. RefSeq names its product glycosyltransferase BC10-like. Lineage: Eukaryota; Viridiplantae; Streptophyta; Magnoliopsida; Ericales; Ebenaceae. Gene Ontology annotation, cellular component: membrane. The transcript is spliced from 11 exons. The record is from RefSeq and is a predicted model, not a curated record. Bases 510 to 1688 code for a protein of 392 amino acids. Gene Ontology annotation, molecular function: glycosyltransferase activity.
UUCGUGUUUGCAGCGCAGAGCCACUGUCCUUCGAGCCGGUCUCCCUGUUUUCCCUUUCAUCCAGAGAGAGAGAGAGAGAGAUAGAUAGUAGAAGAAGAAGAAGAAGAAGAAAGAACAACCCGACAGAUGGAUCAUCUAUAAUUUAGUAUCCAAUUGUUCCGUUUCUGUAUAUAAAUAUACAAAAAUACGGUACUUUAAUAAUGUAUUAUGACCUUGUCGUGCUCUCUCUAGGACAGCGAGUCGUCGUCGUCUUCUCCUCCUCCUCCUUCUUCUUCUCCGUGGCGCCCUAGAUCUCAGCCAAAGUAACGGCACGGGUUUGUAGAUCCUUCUUUUGAUUCAGUGGUACUCGACUUCCUCACACGCAGAGAUCUAUUCGUGGGGUUUACGUCUUGGUCGGUCAAUCAGAUUCAGGUUCAACCUAAAUCAUUUUCUUGAAGGCUGGCUUUAGGAGGUGUUUUCUUUUAAUAAAAAGGGUGCUUGAUGGUGACUGUCUAAAGUAUAUAACCUAUAUGAAGAUAGCUCAGGGGUGGCAUCUAAACAUGAAGGAUAUGCAGGUCUUGCCUGUGCAUCGCCACCGUCCCCACUUAAAGAAGCCAACCUGGAUCAUUGUCUUAGUAACUUUGGUCAGUGUGUUCUUGAUUUGUGCUUAUAUCUAUCCACCCCAGAAUUCUGCUGGCUGUUAUUUGUUCUCUUCUAAUGGAUGCAAAGGGUUUUCCGGUUGGCUGCCACCUGCUCCUGCGAGGGAGUUUACUGAUGCCGAGAUUGCUUCCCAUGUUGUGAUUAAAGAUAUUUUGAGUAGACAGCAAUUUGAAACUGAAAGCCCUAAGAUUGCAUUCCUGUUCUUGACCCCUGGUUCAUUACCUUUCGAGAUGCUAUGGGAUAAGUUUUUUCAUGGCUAUGAAGGUAAAUUCUCUGUUUACGUGCAUGCAUCCAAGGAUAAACCGGUCCAUUUCAGCCGUUACUUCAUCAAUCGAGAAAUUCGCAGUGACAAGGUAGUGUGGGGAAAGAUUUCAAUGGUUGAUGCAGAGAGACGACUCUUGGUACAUGCACUUGAAGACCCUGACAACCAACACUUUGUGUUACUUUCUGAUAGUUGUGUACCAUUGCAUGAUUUUGACUUUGUGUACAGCCAUCUGAUGUACACAAAUAUGAGCUUCAUUGACUGCUUUGAGGAUCCUGGUCCACAUGGGAGUGGCAGGUAUUCAGACCGUAUGUUGCCUGAAGUUGAGAAGAAAGACUUCCGAAAAGGUGCUCAGUGGUUCUCAAUGAAGCGCCAGCAUGCAUUGAUAGUAAUGGCUGACAAUCUCUACUACUCAAAGUUCCGAGAUUACUGCAAGCCAGGUAUGGAUGGGCGCAACUGCUAUUCGGAUGAGCAUUAUCUGCCCACCUUUUUCCAUAUGUUUGAUCCAGCUGGCAUUGCUAACUGGUCAGUAACACAUGUUGACUGGUCUGAAGGAAAAUGGCAUCCAAAAUCAUACAGGGCUCAAGAUGUUACUUAUGAACUCUUAAAAAAUAUUACUUCUAUUGAUGAAAGUGUCCAUGUUACAAGUGAUGAAAGGAAGGAAAUCCAGGUUAGACCAUGCUUGUGGAAUGGAAUGCAAAGGCCGUGUUACUUGUUUGCAAGGAAGUUCUUGCCUGAAACCCUGGACAACUUGAUGCUGCUACUUUUCUCCAAUUACACAACAUGAAUGGGUUAUCAUCAUUCUAAUUCUUUGGUCGGACCAAUAGUUGCUCUCGGCCUCUUCAUCAUCUCCGUUACUCAUGUGGCUCACAUUGUUGUAAAGUGCCUGAAUAUAGCGUUGAACGCCCCCCUAACCAGGCUCGUGUUUUGAGCGCAAGGGCCAGCGGCAGAGCAGUUUGGGUGACUCGAAUACAGCUGAAAGUUGACUAGCUAUUCACUAAUGCUGCUGAGUUGGGGGUAGGCAAAACAGUUUUAUUUUUUCUCUUUUUCACCAUUCUGGGCUACUUGCUUUACAAUGUAGGUUAUCUCGUUGCAGAAUUUUUUGUAUACUUUACUGCAGUGGAGUCAGUUGUUGUCAUUUUGUAUAAGUUAGAAAAUAUGAAUUUGCAAUGAUGUUAGGCUCAACAAUUGCGAAGUAAAUACCUGAAUGAUGGCAGAUUGAAGAAUGGAAAAGGGAGAGAGGCUUCUUCAUUUUUGUAA